UGUUUUGAGGGGAGCUCAUACAUAAAACACCCUUGCCGAACCAACAACAUCGAGAACUGAUCUACAUAUAUUCAUGUUGCCACAGCCAAAAUGAAUGUGUGCAAGCCCAAGGAAGUGGGUCCCGAUGGACUUUUUGUCCGGAAGCGCUUUACGCGGCAUCCGGUGGUGAUCUCGGCAAAGCGGUUUGCAGCCAUUAAGGGACGUUCUCGCCAGGAUGAGAAACAUGCCCAAUUGGAGGCCGUCGAGGAGGAGCGCAGGUACCGGCAGUACCUGAAGGACGGCAACGAGCUCUUGUGUAGUCUGUUCACGGAUCCCAAUGCUCCCAAGGUCAAGAAAUCGGCAAGGGCUCAGAGCAAGGAAGCCAUGGCGGCAGUAAAGGACGUGGACACAAAGUUGGCAGACGAGCGGCUGCGCAAGCAGAGGAUCCUGCGGGCCAACCGGCUACUGGAUCAACUGAAGCCUGGACCCCGCGCUCUACACCAGGCUCUUCUGUACAGCGAAAUGAUUCAUCAGAGGAAGUACAAUGAGGCCCUUAACGAGGAGAUAGCGGAGGCGGCCCGUGCCCAGGAACGGGCCGAUGAGGAGUUGUGUCCUGCUGCCCUAGUGCCCUUUGGCCACGCCACCGAGGAGGAGGAGGUGGCCAAGCAGACCGCCAAGAACAUGGAACAUGCCCAGCUCAUGCGAGAGGACAUCGCGCAGCGGGAGAAGAUCAGGGAGGCCGAGCGGGAGCAACGGGUCUUCGAGGAGCAAGUGGAUCGGGCGCAGUACAAGUGUCUGCAGGACAAGGAGGAGAAGGCGCUAAAGGAGAAGAAGGCCCGGAAAAUAGCCUUCAAUCGAAAGGCUUACAAGGAUGCCAUCCAGGAGAAGGCGGAGAUUGCAGAGCAUGAGCGUAUUUGCGACGCCAUUGACGACCGGCGCAACUGCGUCUACAUCGUGGCUAGUCGCAAUCUGGACAGUCGCUAUGGAAACCACGUGAAGCAGCUUCGGCAAAAGUGUCAGGAGGAGAGGGAGCUACAGGCACUCCGCGUCGCCCAGGCGCAGCAGGUGCUUCAAAAGAAGCUGGAAGAUCGGCAGAUACACGCGGAGGACCGCCACGCUUUUGAGACGCAGGUGGACGAGAACCGCCGCCAGUGCGAAAGGGAGGUACUGGCCAAGGAGCGCCGGGCGUAUCAGAAAUUGGAGCGAGAGCAGGACGCCGAGAAGCUCCGCCGCCAGCAAGAGCUGCAGCGCUUCCAUGUGGCGCGCCGCUUGAAGAACGCUGAGGCGAAUCGCUUCUUCGAUGCCUCUCAGAAGCGUAAGAGGGACAAGGUGAAGGAGGAGCUGCGCAACGUUCUCUUUGGCCAGCGGGAGGAGUUCCUCGAGAAGCGCCGUGCCGAACUGAUGAACCUGGCCGCCUGCAAUGAGGAUCCAUACUUGGAGGACGACAAGAAGUUCUUUGAGCAGGCGGUCGAGAUCAUGGAGGAGUCCAGGAAGGUGGGCCGGCCCCUGUACCCAAUUGCCACCGCCGUGGAUCUCUACGAGCGGCAGAACCAGCUGGACAUGCGACCGGAGGGCAGAAUAGUGAAGAGGAGCCGUCUCAGGGACUACUGCUGGCCUGGAUUCUUUUCCAAGGCGGAGCUGGCCUACCGCAAGUACGAGCAGCGCGAGAUGUGCCGCGAAGAGCAGGUGGCCGAUCGCCACCAGAUCUACUGCAACUCCGUGAAGAUCAAGAAGCUGGCCGAGGUGGAGAAACCAUACACUCCCUGUGUCGCCUCCUGUCCCAUCAAUUGCUUCCACCGCAGGGGAAUGCCCGCCACGGACAGCAGGGAUUCCUUUGACUAUGCCCGUCAUGUUUGCUAUACGGAUCCUCCAACGGUGGCCGCUUGUCCUGGUCCCAUGCAGGUCAUCCACAACGAUCCGCUGGACAACCAGAGGAAAAUUAGCCAGCUUUCCAUGAAGCUGCCACCCAUGCCAGACUUAACCAAGGGUACUCAGCCCACUUUUCGAAGUGUUGUGGGCAAGGCUUUGAGUUCCCUGACUCCCAAAGCCAGGGAGUCAGCUACUCCUCCGUCCGCUAGUCCACCCCUCAGCACAUCCAAGCCCACUGCACCGGAACCAAAACUGCCAGAGUCCAAAGAUGUGCCCCUUCCCAAAUCGCAGCCUCCAGUGAGACGUAAGAUGAAGAGCAGCUCAAAGAGAGCUAGUUCCUCGGCAACACCUCCUCCAACUGGCAACGACAGGCCAGCACCCGUGCCCAAUCCCGCUGGAACCUGGGGAUCCGGACCCCUGCAGCCAGAUCCGAAGAAGAAAUCCAAGUAAACCAAGCAACCUCGCCUCCACUCUAACCAAAUUUACGUUCCAAGGUCUUAUUGUAUUGAUGUUGUUCGCCUGCAAAGAAAUAUAUAGAAAAAAGGAA
Messenger RNA from Drosophila erecta, 2395 nucleotides. RefSeq names its product trichohyalin. The coding region runs from base 91 to 2298 and encodes 735 amino acids. NCBI's taxonomy places the organism in Eukaryota, Metazoa, Arthropoda, Insecta, Diptera, Drosophilidae. The record is from RefSeq and is a predicted model, not a curated record. The transcript is spliced from 2 exons.